CGAAACCAUUCUUCGUAUAAGUAAUACAACGGCUUUUUGUCUCACUCCGCUCUUGUCUCUGUACCACGAUGAUACGAACUUCUUCCAUUCGUAGCCAAGAUGACCCCUUGUCUCUUGCUAUAAGACCUCCUCCAGAAGAAUCAGACUCAGAUCGCCAUAUUCGGCUGCAGCACGAAGCCGAAGCGCGUCGAAUCUCAGAACAGAUAGACGAAGAACUCAGGUUUGAGAGGGAAAGGUUGAAAAAGUCCAAAAGUGAUGUCAAGUUACUUCUCCUUGGCCAGGCUGAAUCUGGCAAAUCAACCCUGCAAAAGCAGUUUCAGCUUAUGUAUAGCCCUGCUUCUCUUGAAAGCGAGCGCAUGUCAUGGAGAACCGUCGUAUAUUUCAAUGUCGUGCGAUCUAUCAAAAAGAUCCUUACAACGCUGGAAGCUUGGGACGACAUCGAUGAUGGGAGUGACUCUCAGAGCACUCUCGAGCGUCAGGAACUCGGUGACUAUCUUCCCACUCGGGCUUCAAGUUCGGCAACACCCAGUAUACACAGUUCACAAAUCGGGGUAGCCCUUUCGCCGCCGUCACCUACGUCACCCACUAGUCCAACUGCGUCUAGUCCCAUUCGGGGAUCGACUGCGAUAUCUGAUCUCCGGCGACGACUUCUACCACUCACAAAUACUGAGCCUCAGCUUGCUGAUGGCUUAAGUGGGGGCGUCUCUGUGUCAGGGUCCGGCAAAGGCGAAGUUUACGUUCGAAGCGGAUGGCAGGCGAGGACCAUCCAAAAAGCUCUGUCAGUUAUCGAUGCUGACCCUCUUGUGGAUGAUGUCGCAAGAAUGUUGGAACAGUCGAGGGAAGAUAUCAGGACCUUGUGGGAGAACCAGGUUGUCCGUGCCUUGAUGACAAGUCGAAAAUUAAAGCUAGAUGAGUGGUCAGAGUUUUUCUUGAAUGACAUCUCACGUAUCUCGGCACGGAAUUAUGUACCGUCUACUGAUGAUAUUCUCCAUGCACGCAUCCAAACUAUGGGCGUUGCUGAGCAUAUUUUUGACGUUGACAUUCAUGGCAAGACUGUGACGUGGCAUCUCUUUGACGUUGGUGGCGCCAGGGGACAGCGUCAUUCAUGGGUGCCGUACUUCGACGACGCAAACGCCAUAAUUUUUGUCAGCCCAAUCAGUGCUUUUGAUCAGUACCUCGAGGAAGAUCCUCGCACCAACCGUAUCGACGACUCACUUCAGCUCUUUACACAGAUCUGCUCCAAUCAGCUCCUCAAGAAGGUCCAUCUAGUCUUAUUCUUGAACAAGACUGAUAUCCUAAAAAAGAAGCUUGAACGAGGGUUAUCUGUCUCGAAAUACAUUCUCUCGUAUGGCGACCGUCCAAACGAGUACGAGUCAGUUGUACAGUACUUCCGUGCCCACUUUCUCCAAGUCCACAGACGGAAUAACGAAAACAGACGUGUGCUGUAUACGCACUUGACCAAUGUUGUUGAUACCAAGGCAACCCAAAGCAUCAUAGGAAACGUACGAGACUCGAUUUUCAGAGGAUACUUGCAAUCUGCUGCGCUCGUCUGAGUUCCUCGAUGUUGUGUUUGAUACCCGGCGCAUAAUGACACUGUCUAACUUUGCCACGACCUGCUAUGCUUUCUUGUCGAACUGCUUUUCCAUGCACGUCCAUAUCCAGAUUGUUUCCGUUGUCCCACGUACAUUAUCCUUACUCUUACUUAUAUUAUUUGUGUUUUAUGUUGCACUUUCAUCUUCCUCAAACCAUUGUGUUGUUUUGUCUGUAGCAUCCAAAGUGUAUUCCUGUGGUCCUGUGACGAGCCUGUUGUUAUCGUUAUUGCUGCUCGCCGUUACAUCCCAUCAAGUACUGUACAUCAUGAUUAGCUACUUAGAGGUGUGCUCAAAUCAUGUGCAUGAUUCAUGGAUGAUGCAUGGGCGCUAUGAUAUAUAUUGUGGAAACGGUUAAGCUCCUGCCUGAGGUGUUGACCCGCCUAUG
Suillus discolor is the source of this 1977-nucleotide messenger RNA. Its product is annotated as guanine nucleotide binding protein, alpha subunit. The transcript is spliced from 10 exons. Gene Ontology annotation, molecular function: GTPase activity; G protein-coupled receptor binding; G-protein beta/gamma-subunit complex binding. Gene Ontology annotation, cellular component: heterotrimeric G-protein complex. The record is from RefSeq and is a predicted model, not a curated record. NCBI's taxonomy places the organism in Eukaryota, Fungi, Basidiomycota, Agaricomycetes, Boletales, Suillaceae. Bases 69 to 1553 code for a protein of 494 amino acids. Gene Ontology annotation, biological process: G protein-coupled receptor signaling pathway.